Messenger RNA from Pestalotiopsis fici W106-1, 333 nucleotides. RefSeq lists its product as uncharacterized. The transcript is spliced from 2 exons. Bases 1 to 333 code for a protein of 110 amino acids. The record is from RefSeq and is a predicted model, not a curated record. NCBI's taxonomy places the organism in Eukaryota, Fungi, Ascomycota, Sordariomycetes, Amphisphaeriales, Sporocadaceae.
AUGACGGCUCUGGCCUCGAGAUUCCCCUUUGUUCCAAAUACUGGAGACAAAGAGCGUUCUGGAGCGGCUACACUACAGCUGAGAGCCACAGAUAAGGUGGGCUUGGCCAAGUACAUGAGAAACAGUCAAGACGAACUAGCGCGUCUUGCAAACGAGAGUGCCAUUCAGAAAACUUUGAAAAGUUACGACAUUGCCAAGGAGAUUGUCAUGAUCGAAAGGAGCACCAAGAUGCACUCUCCAGCCGGAAGUCCCAGCCGGAAGUCGCGUCAUAGAGUCUAUCGCUCCUAUGGCAAUGAUGAAAAGCCUGAGAGCAAUACUACAAGUCUAGCUUGA